Molecule: messenger RNA, 1975 nt
Organism: Eurytemora carolleeae
Lineage: Eukaryota; Metazoa; Arthropoda; Copepoda; Calanoida; Temoridae
Product: protein SMG9
Exons: 18
Coding region: 30-1688 (552 amino acids)
Biological process (GO): nuclear-transcribed mRNA catabolic process, nonsense-mediated decay
Source: RefSeq, a predicted model, not a curated record
UGGAUUGUUUUAGAUGACACUAAUUUAAAAUGAGUGGCCGGGGCGGAAGAGACGGAGGAAAUCGGCGGCGAGAUGAUUUCAGAAGGAAUGAUGGUGGAGGGAACAGGGGAAGAUAUGAGGGUGGAGGGAAUGAGGGUGGUGGAGGCGGAAGAUUCGAGGGAAGAGGAAGGUUUGAGGGCGGAGGAAGAUAUGAGGGAGGAGGCGGAAGAUAUGAAGGAGAAGGCGGACGAUACGAAGGAGGCGGCGGAAGGUUCGUAGGGGGUGGUGGAAGAAAUGAGGGAGGCGGAAGGUACGAAGGGGGCGGCGGAAGAUAUGAUGGGAGUGAAGUGAAAGGAGAUCGGGAUAAUAGAAGAUUUCGGGAUAGAAGGAGACGAGGGUUUGAUAGGAACGAGAGAAGAGAAGGAGAUGCAGAGGUUGAACCAUCAGCUGGGGAGGAGGGGGAAGUUAAAUAUGGAACACCCUCAAGAAUAUUUAGACCUGAGUAUAGAGAGCAAGGAUUUCAAGAAGAGAGACAGGAUCAGAAACCGAUAAUCCUCGCUAGAUCAGAGAGAGCACUGGAGAGAGACAAAGCAGAGAAGUUAGACCAGGAGUUCCCCGCCCUAGGAAAGCUAGAGGUUUCGGCCUCAAAGAGCAUUGAAGGGCGAGAGGAAAGUGAGAUCCCUGGAGUUAUUAUUGUAAAGCAGAGGGAAUCUAUUAGAAGCGAAUCCCCAGCAGCUUCUUCUGCUCCUAGGGUAGCAGUUAAACGAGAUCAAGAGAAAGUAACUGCUAAUCUGACCGCUCCCCUUAAGCUGGUUGAUGAAGCGCACACGUUCUGUGACGGGAUAGGAGAUUAUUUGACCGAAAACCAGGAUUUUACAGUUAUAGGGGUCCUAGGGUUACAGAAUACUGGUAAAUCUACAAUCCUCAAUAUGCUAGGGAAAUGUGGAUCUAAGGAUGAAGAUAUAUUCCGGGUUCAGGGGUUCGAACACCAGAUGUUGGGAGAACAUUGCACAAAUGGAGUUGAUGUUUAUGUAAACUCAAGGCGAUAUAUAUUGUUAGACUGCCAGCCUCUUCUUUCAUCCAGUAUUAUGGAUAGAUCUAUCCAGCUGGAGAAGAAGUUUAAUGCUGAGUUUUCAACUGCUGAGAAUACAAUAGAAGUUCAAUCCCUUCAACUUAUAGGAUUUAUAUUUUCUGUUUGUCAUGUGGUUAUCCUGGUUCAGGACUGGUUUAUGGAUACUAGUCUUAUCCGUCUCCUCCAGGCUGCUGAAACCUUGAAACCUGUUACUCCGACCGCAUCCGGAGAAGAUAAUCAACUGAGUGAGUACUUCCCCCACCUUGUGCUGGUGCAGAACAAAUGCGAGCUUAAUGACUUCGAGGAUGAUAUAAGUGAUGAGAUGAGAGAUGUGUACGGGAUGCUCUUUGCAAAGUCUAGAUUGAACUGGAGAGAGGAGGAGAGGGAUACUCCAAACCUAGUUCUUAUUCCGGAUAUAGAGGGAGACAGAGCAGAUAUUCUCCAGUAUAGGAUUAAACCUAGAGUAGAUUAUGAGAAAGCGGGGAGAUCUCUACGUCAGAAGGUUUUUAACCUGCCUCGUAAACCCUUGAGCCAGGGUAAGCUGAGUGAACGAGCCUGGGCUAAUCUGGCGUCAAGGACCUGGGACAAUAUCAAGAAAUCACCCUUUUAUAUUGAAUACAGUCAGCUACUCCCCUAAAUCAGGUUGGAAUCCUUGAAACUGGUUGAACUGUUUGAACCCUGAGAAGUAUCAUCUAGAAAUCCUAGACAAACUACCCUCCAGCCAUUUUAAAAGCCAAGAGGAUCUGAAAUAAUGAAAACAAAGAUCCCUAGAAAUGUCCUGGAAAGGGGUCGGAAAGGCCCUAAAAAGGUUGGAAAACUGGAUCCUAAAAGUCCCUUCGAGAAUUGAACCGUUAAAUUUCAUUUGAAAACAUUUUUUUAAGCAUUUUAAAGUUUGAUUUAUUGAUUUAGGGAAUAUUUUUCAGA